AUGUCCGAGUUAAAUGAACUGCUUAAGGAAAUAAACGCCUCGCUAGAGAGCACAUCUGAUUCGUUAGGUAAAUUGGACUCACUUUAUAAGGAUGAGACUGAACCUAUCGCUGAGAAGUUGGGUUCAUUCAUUAAGUUUAAUAAGAACGAAAAGGUUUCUUUACUAUCUUUGAAAAAUGAAACCAUGUUAUCAUAUCUUAAUAGUCUAUUAUUGAUAAUUGGGAAAAAAUUGAUACCUUCCGAUGAUGAUGGAACUGAAGCGCUAGAUCAGUUUAGGGAUAAGAGUAUUGAAAAUCGUGUUGUAUUAGAACGUGGUAUUAAACCUUUGGAAAAGAAAUUGUCCUAUCAGUUGGAUAAACUUCACAGGGCGUACUUAAAAGCAGAAAAGGAAUAUAAUGAUGCUGAAAAGCGUGCUCUGGAGAGAUCGACUAUAUCAGCUGCUGCUGAUGGUUCAAACGAUGAGAGUGAGGGUGAGGGUGAAGAGGAAAGUAGCAGUGAAGAUGAAGAACUGUCAUAUAGACCUAAUGCUAGUGGUAUAACGAAGACCGCAACAACGAAGGCUAACGAAACUACAGUGGAAGUUGAAGAUGGACAAGAAGAUAAUGGCGGGAUUUAUAAACCACCAAGAAUUAAUGCUGCAUUGCCACCCCAACAGCAAUCUCAUUUCGAAGAUAAGUUCAUCGUCAAAGAUCAUAAAAAUCGUAGUAAUAUAUCAAGGAUGCAAGCUAUGGAUGAAUAUUUGAAAGAAGAGUCUGAUCAACCGGAAUGGGCUACCUCAAUUGGUGCCAAUAUUGUUAACCAUGGUAAGGGUGGUAUCAAAUCAUUAAGAGCCACAGAGAAGGAACGUGAUGUUACUAGAUACGAAGAGGACAACUUCACUAGAAUGAACAAUAUGGGUACUAGCAAAGUUGAAAAGAGGAAACAGAAGCAAAGAGAAAGAAUGGCUAAAGUUAACAUUAUUGGUGGUGAAGAUUUCAGUAUUUUUAACUCUAAGAGGAAAAUGGAAGAUAGCACUUCCAGACGUGGUACCAAAAAGACACGUAGUGCAUGGGAUAGAGCAAAGAGGAGGUUGUAA
This is a messenger RNA of Naumovozyma castellii, 1074 nucleotides long. RefSeq names its product small subunit rRNA maturation protein LCP5 (gene LCP5). The coding region runs from base 1 to 1074 and encodes 357 amino acids. The transcript has a single exon. Lineage: Eukaryota; Fungi; Ascomycota; Saccharomycetes; Saccharomycetales; Saccharomycetaceae. The record is from RefSeq and is a predicted model, not a curated record.